GAAGAUGCAUCGCGCGCAUGCGCCUGGAAGUCACGAUUCCUCGACUGCCCAGGAGAUUACCUUGUCUUCUAAUCGACGCAGUACGGUUCCAUAACUCGAAGCGGCUACUUCUAUUACAACAAUACGAAUCUCUAAUCAAUCGUCACUAUGGCAGUGUCUCUUGUAACUGAGGAUAAAUUGGAGUACAACUUCUAUCCGUGCUCCAGUGGUCAAAUCCAGUUUCGUGUAAAAGCUCCCAAUGACGCCCAUAUCGCCCUCACCACCGGACCACACGAGGGCGAGCCGAUGUAUGAGGUCUUCAUUGGAGGAUGGGGCAACAGCAAAUCUGUCAUCCGUAAGAACAGGACCAAACCCGAAGUUGCUGAGAAGGAUACACCUGGAAUUUUGAGCGGCGAUGAACACCGCGGAUUUUGGAUCAGAUGGCAUAGUGGAAAUAUAUCCGUCGGUGAGGAAAAUAAUCAGACACCAUUGUUGACUUACUACGAUCCAGCGCCCUUCAAUAUCAGCUACUUCGGUGUCUGUACGGGUUGGGGUGCCAACGGAGAAUGGCACAUCGAAGGAACGAAAAAUUUGACAACACCCAAUGAACUGAAAUACACAUUCCAUCCGGUCACGAGUGGCUGUGUGAUCAUUGAUGUGAAAGCAAAGAGCAAUGCACAUAUUGCACUCACACGGGCAAAAUUCGAAACAUCACCGAUGUAUGAGGUUCUACUGGGUGGAUGGGAUAAUACAGCUAGUGUCAUAAGAUAUGACCGCAAACAACCCGACAAGGUGCGCGUUAAUACCCCGAAUCUCCUGAGCUCAAGUGAGCAUCGGAAAUUCGCAAUUAUGUGGCACGAUGGACUCAUCACGGUGAGGUCUGGUGAUCAGCAUGGUAAAAUAUUACUCGAGUGGAAGGACCCAGAGCCAAUUGGCAUUAGUCACGUUGGUGUACGAACGGCUUGGGGGGCCACCGGAAAUUGGAGGAUGCACUUUGACAACCUCCCACACACUCGCUCCGGGUCUUCCUCCAGACCCCAACAUCCAAAUCCAUCAGCCCCGUCAGUAGGGUCUUUGCGGUAUGACGGAGGUGCCAGUUGGUGUGAUGGAUCGGGUGGAAUAAUUCCACCUGGAGCACUCGAGGGCGGACAAGAUGGUGAGCCACUUUACGUGGGUAGGGCCAGCCAUGAAGGUGCCCUUAUUCCUGGCAAAGUCAAGCCAAGUCACGGUGUUUGUUAUGUCGCAUGGGGUGGUGGUGAACAUGCAAAGUCCGAAUAUCAGAUUCUUUGCGGCGGCAAUGGACGAUGGGUACCAAUGAAUGGAGGCGAAAUACCACCCACCGCUAUUCCUGCAGGAGAGACUGAGGAUGGAGAGCCCCUAUUUAUCGGUCGUGUCCAUCACGAGGGCACGUUGACCAUUGGAAAAGUCCAGGCAUCUCACAAUGUCUGCUACAUCCCCUACGGUGGAGCUGAAAUCCCAUUCAAUCAGUACGAGAUUCUCAUUGACUAAGAGAAAAAAGUGAAUAAUUGAAAAGAAAAAAUUGUUAAAUCAUAUACGAACGGCAGCUUCAGCACAAAAAAAAACUAAAAGCGAUUAGGAGAUGUUUAAUUAAUGUUGAGGAAAAUGGGUAUAUGUUUUUUUAAUGCAUACACGUAUUUGCUUCUUCUUGGGUAUAUUUUUUUUGAAAAAAAAUGUCUGCAUUAAAAGUAUGUAUGGAGAAAAUCAAACUAUUCGAUUUGUUUAUCUUUGCAAGUGUAAAAUCAAUAAGUGAUAAUCAUCAAGUUUUUUUGCUUUUAAAUCAUCGUACAUUCAAACCGUCUAUUAAUAUGUGGUAACAUUUACAAUUCUUGUAAUACAGCAACUAGAGGAUCGGUCCCAAUCGCAGAAAGAGCGUUAUAAUCUAAUGUUAUUCAAGAAGGAAAGCUUCUGUCGAUCGGGAGAGUUCACCGAUGAUAUUCUCAUCAAAUUGAGAAAAAAACAAACAAUUCGGGGAAAUAAAAAUUCAAAGAUACAAAUUAAUGCUAGCUGUUUUGCAUCUAUUUUCAAAUCUCUUAUUUUAUUAGUGAUUAUUGGAACUGUCACUUAACAUUAGUAAUUAAUCUCUGAGAUGAGAUCUGCGUGCGAACAUUGCGGCCAGAAAAAUACCAAAUAUUUAUUUAUACUGAAUCUACGUCAGAUUCCACCAUCAGUAAAAACAUUUGCAAGCAGUAGUUCAGCCUGCAGAAAACUAAAAGCGAUUAGGGGAUAUAUAAUUAACGUUGAGAAAAAGAGAAAUAUAUGUUUUUUAACGCACAUAUGUAUUCGCCUCUUGUUGGAGAUUAUUUUUUUGAAAAAAAAAACAUCUAAAAUAAAAGUAUAUAUGAGAAAAAUGAAA
Messenger RNA from Diachasmimorpha longicaudata, 2353 nucleotides. RefSeq lists its product as uncharacterized. The record is from RefSeq and is a predicted model, not a curated record. The transcript is spliced from 8 exons. Bases 148 to 1488 code for a protein of 446 amino acids. Lineage: Eukaryota; Metazoa; Arthropoda; Insecta; Hymenoptera; Braconidae.